ACGUGACUCGUCCUUGUUGAAUAAGGCAUAACUGAACUGAAGCGCAAAUUAAUGAGAAUCCAAAAGAGAAAAAUACCAUGAAACAAAUACCUCAAAAAGUAAAGUGUGCCAUAUAAGUGUAUUAUAUUUGUGAUAUUUUCGUUUUUGUUAUUAUUCCAUCUCACUACAUAACCCGCUAAAGCAGUGAACCCGUGUCCACUCUGCCUGGUGCAAAUGGGUUUCCUCCCAUUUGUUGUCAAAGGAGGAUUUGUUAGCAUGCUAGCUAACGGCAUUCAACUAUGCCAUUGCGCGGCUGAAGAUCACAGGAAAGAGAAUGAUACAGCAAACCACCUGAAACCAUGAAAUGGAUAUACCAAAUUGACAACCAUUUGAAGAGGACUAAAACCAGAACAAGGAUUUUAUUGUAGAAGAUGCUUUAGUCGCGUUGUCUUUAUUAAACCAUCAAGCAGAAUAAUACGCGCUCCAGUCCAACAACGUUCGCCCGAGUAUGAUGGAGGUGAUGUCGUAUGACAACAGUUUGUAUUGAAUGAUCUAGCCAGCUCCUAUCGUUGUAUGAUAACGGAUGUCAGUCUCAACCCAGAAUUUGGGACAUGGAAAUACGUGUUUAGAUACCAUGCGUUGAACUGUGCCUAACACGCACAUGCACUUCUGUAUGUAUUUCAGACAGGUCCGAUCUGGAAACCUAGCAGUCGUUGGUCCACGAAAGUAUUUUAGCAUUGUAGCUAGCUUGUAGGCACCGACCUGCUUAGUUAGCGUUAGAGUAUUAACGUUAAGCUUUGUACACAUAAAAAGUUCGUUUUCAUUGCAGCGGAUCUUUGUCAUGCGUCUCACACUAGUUUUAAUCUGUGAAUAUUAGUGUACUGUUUGUUAACUAGCAUUCCGCUAACUACGCCAGUCCUUAAACCGGAGCUUGUGCGCUAGCCGACACUUUAUACCAAAGCACGGGUUACUUUAGCUUUUCUCUACUUAGUGAAUACACGGUUUUAUGAAAUGCAUCAGUCUGAAUCAACCGGGGAUUCUCCCGGGACCAAUAAGGUGGCACACGCAUCUGUUUUUACCAGUCGUAGGGGCAGUAACACGGGAAGUGGUGGUACGUCUGCCUCGUUGAACGCAGUCAGCAUGAACUGUAAUGCCAUCCCGACUGAUGACCACCAGUUAUCACAAUUAUUUCAGCAUACACCCCCAGCUGGAUCAUCCUCACCAAGCCCUCAUCAUUCUGCCACCAGCCUGAAUGUACAGGUGCAGUCUCAAUCUCACCAAAGCGCUGGGGCCCAAGUGAAAAAGAAGAGUGGCUUUCAGAUUACAAGUGUCUUGCCGGCGCAGGUCAGUGCUAGCACUAACAACAGUAUAACAGAUGAUCAAGAGAGCUAUGACGAUAUGGAUGAGUCACAUACUGAGGAUCUGUCCUCUUCUGAAAUUCUUGACGUGUCUGUGUCACGGGCCACUGACACGGGUAUUCCUGAGAGAAGUUCUUCUGAAGAAACGCUAAAUAGUCUACAUGGAGGAGAGACUCCUGGAGUUAUAUCACCUAAUGAGCCAGUGAAUCCUCACUUGCACUCUGUACAACCAGGAUAUAUGGUGAAUGGGACUGUUCAUCACCAUAACCACUAUCCUGGACACCAUAAGGACCUGGGGAUGGCCUCAAUGGCUAUGCCACAACAGCCAUUUCAAGGGGUACCUGUGUGCUUUGCAUCACUAAAUAGCAGUGCUCCAUCUACAGGCACCACUGUGCAAUCUUUUACUGCUGUCCAGAAUAUAACCCAAAUAUCCACCUCAGUCCAAGCUGCUGUUGUUGAUGUAAGUGCCACUGGAAAAGUGAACCAGACGUUAUUUUCAGCAUCAGGCUCUACAAGUGGUGCCAGUGAAACAGGGAUGCCAGGGGGUGUGAUUGGGUCAAAUGCUACUGGAGAAGGACUCCUUGGUGAAACAGUGCCUGAAGGAAACAGUACAAUGGGAAUUAUAGUAACAGCUGUGCAGCCUCCUCCAGCAUCCAGCACCCCUCAAAUUCAGGCUUCCACAUCCAUUGCAUCCCGUUUCAGAGUAGUGAAGUUGGACUCCAGCUCGGAGCCCUUCAGAAAGGGACGGUGGAUGUGCACAGAGUAUUAUGAGAAAGAAGCUCCUACUGCAGCUCCGUUUACAGAUGCAGCACCUACCUAUCAAGCUGUGGAGUGCUUCAUCCAUUCCGAGAGUGAAAGCACAAGUGGAGGUUCAUCUUGUAGCACGAUGAGUGGUGCAGGAGAUCAAGGAAUACAGCCUCCCCAGCCGAUAUUUGUACAACCUGCUGUCCCUGUUCUACAACCAAGUCUUUCCCAAAACUCUCCCCAACUUCACACACAUUCUCAAGAUACUGGAAUGCACACUCUUGCUUCACCAGCUGUAGUCUCCCCUAACAACCCACAAGUUGUUUCAGUCCCAAAUCUAUUAGGAACUGAAGGUCAGCCUCCCCCUCCCAGGGCUGAACAGCAGAGCCCCUACAUCGCAGAGGGCCACACUGGCCAGUUAAAGAGUGGCUACCCUAUUAAUCAACAGCCUUCUGUGCUCAUGAACCUGGGUUUGCAGUCAGUAGAUUAUGCCCAAAUCUCACAUUGCAUCCAAUCCCCAGCACAGUCUCAUCAGAUGCUGCCAGUUCAGAGCAGUAUAACACCUAGGGCUACCCCAGGACCUAGCCUUCCAUUUGGGACUCCCACAAUGACUGUCUCACACUCUGUAUCUUCAAGGCCCCAAGUUCCAAUUCCACAGUUCGCACAAGGUAGCACAGUAAAUCAGGUCCAGCAACAUCAAACGCAAAUGCCCUCAGAGCAGCAACAGCAGGCCACUGCUAAUCAGCCACCCCAACCAACAUCUUUGACUACAGGCCAGACUGCACCUAGUUUACCUUCCUCUUCUCUUCAGAGCAAUAUUCAACUAGGCAUUCCUACUUCCCUCAUGCAUGGAGGUACUGUUGGAGGUCACUCUGGUGGGCUAGGUCUGACUUUGCACCACAAGGGAGGCCAGUCCUCCCAGCUUCCCCUAGCAAGAGGCCCUUAUAGUGGUGUAACACCUCUGACAGCCUCCCAGCUCGAAGAUGCUGGGCGUCUACUUUUCCAGCACCAGUCCCUAUUUUCUCUGCCCCGGCUGGCAACAGGUGGUGUGUCGGGGCUUGCUGGACAUUGUGGCUUUGAAGCAAGUGCCAGUUUUGUACAUGAGGGUAGUGCCAGUGGAGAUGCUGGUUCUUUAGCAACGUCUGCAGGCACAGAUGAAGACAGCUCUUCGGGUGCUAGUGUUGUGGCCAUAGACAACAAGAUUGAGCAAGCAAUGGACUUGGUGAAAAGCCACCUCAUGUAUGCAGUACGUGAAGAAGUGGAGGUGCUGAAAGAGCAAAUAAAGGAGCUGAUUGAGAGAAAUUCCCAGCUGGAGCAGGAAAACAACCUACUAAAGAAUCUGGCCAGUCCUGAGCAGCUAGCUCAGUUUGAGGCUCAGGUGCAGAGCACUUCCCCAACCUUGGGUACUCAAUCAGGAACUCUGGGUGGUCCACCAACAUCACAUACCCAGGGUUUGGGUCCUCCAGUGUAACCUCUACCUCCUAGUAGAGUAAUGGAGGGCUACUGACCUACAAUCUCACCAAAAUAUAACAAGUUAAACAAUACUGUGAACACUUUCAUGACUGGCAGCAAGAUUGCUAAACACAGCCACAGUUGCUGAACCUUGAGGAUAUACUUCUAAACUUUUUCUCAUUUGCACAUGGUAAACUAUCAUAUGACGCUACUUGUUAAGAGCCAACUCCUCGAGAGCUUUACAUGCUUCAGACAAUCAAUACGGAGAAAAAGACUUGAAGUGGACUGUAACAUAAGCCAAUCAUGGGGAGGAUAAAGAUGUUUGGAAUUCGGUCUAAUGAAUCGCACCUUCGCAUGCUCCAGAGUCUAUUAUGAAUUGUUCAUAUCGGCAGUGAGUGGGAAUUGUGCUGUUAUUGGUGCAUAAUCCCUCUUUCGCGACCAGUGCUUUCCUUUUUGUCUUAUGUCGUUUUCAUUUUUUAAAUGAAAAAUAAAAAGCACUUUACAGUGACUACAACGAAGAAAAUGAAAGAUUGGAACCUUUCAUCCCAAAUAUGAAUCUGGAAUGGUGAUUUAAUGCAUUUUAGUAAGGCUUAGAUGAAUUAUCUUUUUUUUUUUUUUUUUUUUUUUUCAUUUUUAACAAUUAAUUCCUUUUAAAUUUUGGUAGUUUUCAGGCUUUAAAUUGAAUAGCUAUGCCUCAGUGUUCAGACUUUAAUCUCAUCAUUUCUGCCCUUCUAAACUUGUGGCUCAUGUAUUCUUAAGCAGGGAUACAAAGUGUUUCAGUAGUGGGACAUACAGUAGGUGUUUUUCUGCUGCAGACCUAGGGGUGGAUGUCCACCAAAAGUUAUUGAACACUUUUUAAUUAAUAAAACAAAUGUUUGUGUAUGUAAAAUGACUGUAAUAUGCAUAGCAGGGAAAAUUGAAAUAAAAUGAGUUGUUAAUGUA
This is a messenger RNA of Ictalurus punctatus (channel catfish), 4475 nucleotides long. RefSeq names its product TSC22 domain family protein 1. The transcript is spliced from 3 exons. The record is from RefSeq and is a predicted model, not a curated record. Gene Ontology annotation, biological process: regulation of transcription by RNA polymerase II. Lineage: Eukaryota; Metazoa; Chordata; Actinopteri; Siluriformes; Ictaluridae. Bases 991 to 3552 code for a protein of 853 amino acids.